Messenger RNA from Colletotrichum aenigma, 1683 nucleotides. RefSeq lists its product as uncharacterized. The coding region runs from base 1 to 1683 and encodes 560 amino acids. Gene Ontology annotation, molecular function: protein binding. NCBI's taxonomy places the organism in Eukaryota, Fungi, Ascomycota, Sordariomycetes, Glomerellales, Glomerellaceae. The transcript has a single exon. The record is from RefSeq and is a predicted model, not a curated record.
AUGGAAUGCGAGAGCCAAACUCUGCGCGGAAUAUGCGUGAUUCUGGCCAGUUUUCUCUUAGGCCUUUUCAUCCACGCUCUUAUUCCCCAAACUCGCGCUGCUGCGCUAUCUGAAGACCAAGGAUCCGACGAAAGCUCGGGUAAUGAUCAGCCUCAUGACGCUGCGCCCUCCGAGCCCGCCAAGCUUCCGACAACAUCAGGUGCAGAUUUACCCGCCACAGGCGUUGCCGAUGGCAUCGUGACGGACACUCGGCAGCAGAAUACAGCCCUCGUUCCCACCGCCAAAGCCCCCGAACAUCAUGCGAUAGCUAUGGCUUCUCCGUCGCUGUUCAGCACGCCUCUUGUCUUGACUGCCGAGCCUCGACCACCGUUCCAACCGAACGUUCGAAGCUUGACGCAGAUACCGAGGACUACGUUGCCGCCGUGGGAAGUUGCUUUCGAAGCCAACGUCAAGAACAGCCGCCUUUUUCACCUCCCGGAAGAAAUCCUGCUUCUUAUCCUGCAGCUCGCCGAUAUUCCAGACUUGUACAUGUGGCGCCAAGUUUCCUUUACAUUCUGGCGCAUCUACCAGAGCAAGUAUUUCCGGAAUUUCCAUCGGGACGGCAAGUUGUUCUAUGAGAUCGAGAAGGAGGGGCUGAAAGGCUUCGAGCACGAUGAAGAGACUAGGAAACGUGCAAGAGACCAGGCGUAUUGCGAUAAGUGCAUCGCCAAGACACAAUCGAAAAAGAUCGUCAGUCCCUUAUGGAGCCUCCAGUUCAAGACGCUCUACUGUUCUUUCUGUCGAAAAGACCAUCCUCGAUCCUGGUUCUCGCACAAGGAGCGUCAAAAGAAGUAUGUCGGCCUUCGCUGUGUUUCAUGGGAGGGGCACUUCCGAGUCUGCCCUCACGAGACUGUGUCUAUGCCGUUGAUCCUACAAUACGUCGAUCGUAUCGACAUAGCCGGCAAGGAUCGCCACACAUACCACGAUAUUGUCAUUUGUCAGGUCUGCCAGGACGUCGCUGGCAAGCUCGCGGGGGAGGAUAUCCGCACUCGCAAUAACAUUACUCCCCCAAAGGUUUCGUUAUUGAACGCAGGGCCGGACUACCGAGACCGUUCUCAGGUCAUGUUCUUGAUCGAUUGGAAACUCCCUGUCUUUGAGAUUCCCGAGGACCGUGGUGUUACAUACCUUUUCCUACUACAGCGCUUGAGAGAGUUUGAGAAGACAUACGGCGACAUGCUUUGCCCGCACCUUCCUCUCGAGAGACUUCUCGCGUCUUUUGACUCGCGCCUUUGUGUCUGUCUCGGAGGCGACAGAAGAAUCGGCGGCAUAUCGCCAUGCGAGCGCAACAUCGACUGGGUGGACAAGCAUCACCCAGCUCGCGGCUGCAAAAGAAAAAGCACUACUCGGAUCUCGGGUGUUUUCCUGUCCCAAGAUGACAAAUACCCAGUCAAACACGAAGUCACAUGUAGAGAUUAUUGUGGAAAUUUCAUCUGGACCAGAAAGGACCGCUUCGUGUUUCUUAGCAGGCAUACAGCUUCUCUUGUACAUGCAGACGGCACUGGAAGGCCGUGGUAUGCGCAUGCCAAUAAUUUGCUGGAGCCACAAUCAUACGGGGCAAAGGACGACAUCGAGGCGAAGCAUGUCUUAUGGUGCGAUGAUAAGACCUGCAAGAAUGGCAGGAAGUGGAAGGAUAGUAGACACUGA